UGCAACUGCAAGCUUUAAGGUAGUGGGUGGUCGGCCGGAGAGAGAUCAAUAAGAUCAAGAGGAGGCGAUAGAAGAAGAAGGAAUAUAAUUGAAGAAGGAAGAUGCAGGCGGUGAAGGAGAAGGUGAAGGACACGGUGAGCGCGGCGAAGGCCAAGGCCAAGGAGAAGCAGGCCAAGGCGGAGGAGAAGGCCGAGGUGGCGACGGCGAGGUCCCGGGCGGAGGAGGAGCUGGCGCACGAGCGCGGCAAGGCCAGGGUGGCGGCCGCCAAGAUGGAGCUGCACCAGGAGAAGGCCCUCCACCGCGAGGAGGCCAUCCAGCACAGGCUCCGCAAGCACCACGGCGUCGGUCAUCAUCAUGGCAUGCCCGGAACUACUACUACUGCUCCGGCUGCCGGGACGACGGCGGCCACCACCACCGUGCCGCCGCCGGCUGGGGCGCCGCUGCACCACCACCCGGCUCCGGCCAAGCACUACUACUAACUGUAGCUGCUACUAGUCAGCAAUAAUUCGCUUACUAGCGUUUCGUUUUUUUUUAAAAAAAAAUAAACCACUGUUAGUCUGUUGGUGUGUGCGCGUGAGUAGUGAUGAUCAUCUGGUGAUGUGCAGUAGCUAGUGUUGCUUUCCUUGGCUGCUUAGUGAUGUGGAGAUCCACCAGCUUCAUCUGUCAUGAACAUGAUGCAUUCACCAUGCAUCAUCAGAAACUGCAUACAGAGAGAGAUGCUUGCUUGUAUUAUACUAGUAUGAAUAAUUCCUCAAAAAGCUAAAGCUGCCUGUGAUUCUUCUUCUUCUUUUUUUUAGAUGAGAGGAGCUGUGCCUGUGAUUAUGCGAGAGCAAACUAACUAGUAUUCAAGUUGUCCGCUGUGGGCCGUGCUGAAUCAAGCAAGCCAGGCCAGAACAGAACAUCGCGCACGGGCCCCGACGAACGGCCCAAGCCCAACCCAAAACGCCUCGAGCUUCCCGAGCUGCCUCUCAUCCAGUCAACCGCCGCCACCGCGAGCCUCGGCCGCCGCCCGCCGGGAGCAGGACCACCACCAGCAUCGACCGCUUCGGCAUCCAGGACGACGAUGCCGGCGGGGUCGCGCGGAUCCGUGCGUGCCUUCCACUCUUCUUCUCCUUCCGCACUGGGUACAACCUGACCUGCUCAACUGAUUUGGGGACCUCAACAUCCGCACUGCCGCCUUGUUCUUGCCUGGUGCUAGCACCUCCACAUUGUCAGGGCUGCUGACCAGUGAGUAGAUAAUUCGCUGCCGAAUAUCAUCCUUCAUUCAGCAAAAAACUUGCUAAGAAGGGCAGGGCUUCAGUUGAUUGGCAAAAUGACAUUCAAGCACUUUGGUAUUUCUAUCUUUGAUUACAAGAGCCUGUGCUGGGCCAAUGACAUGCAACAUGAGCUGAAAGACUCAGGGAAUCAUGAACUUUUAAUUCGGAGGACAGAGUAUGGCCUCUCUUUGCCCCUGUUAAGGGAGUGUGGUUUGUUUUUCUUUUCCUGGUCACUCGAGCAGUAGGGUCUCAAAAUUUUGUAUGUGGCUGUGAUGGACUUUAGUUGAACAUAACAUCUAUGUUAUGGGUGGUCAACUAGGCUUAUUGGGCCAUAUGGGCCCAAGUAGAGUACCAUUCAAGUUUACUGUACCCGGAAGGGUUUGCCUGCACAUCUGCCUUUUGGUUACUGGCUGUGUGCACAAACUGCAUUUCUAGUAGCAAUUUUUGAUAUCGUGUAUGUCAAUGUAGUCAAAUUGUGAUGAUUUCGGAAUUUACGAUUAUAUAUGCAUGUUGUUUGUUUGUGGUU
Molecule: messenger RNA, 1782 nt
Organism: Panicum virgatum (switchgrass)
Lineage: Eukaryota; Viridiplantae; Streptophyta; Magnoliopsida; Poales; Poaceae
Product: late embryogenesis abundant protein 6-like
Exons: 2
Coding region: 102-479 (125 amino acids)
Biological process (GO): embryo development ending in seed dormancy
Source: RefSeq, a predicted model, not a curated record